AUGUCAAUAAAGCCACUUUUAUUAAUAAAUAGAGAACAUAAGAGGUGGAUAGGAUUCGAAGCAUUCGCUUAAACUAUGAAAACAAAUAACAUAAAAAUUAAAAAUGAUGAUGAUGACUUCCAAUUUUCAGACGAUGAUGGCUAAUCUUUAGAAAUUGAUAGCAUAGAUAUGCUAGAUUUAGAUCCAAUGCCUGACCCUAAACUGAUUAGCUUAGACUUUAUUCCAAAAGUAGAAUUUUUGGUAGAAGAUUUCAAGGAAAGAAGAAAGAGAAAAAUGACUAGCUUAUCUGAAGCUGAGUAGCAUGUGAUAUAGUUAAAUUCUUUAGAUUUUCAUAAAUUCCUGAAUAAAACUUAGCACUAACAACUUGAAAAAUGGGAGCAUAUUGAUAAGUCAAAAGCAUUAGGCUACAAUUCAAAUGAUGCCCAAAGAUCUUAUUUCACUUCAUAACAUAAAGAUCCUAUUUACCUUAACUAUCAAGAUCUAUAAAGUUUCAUCACAGAUUUUCAUUAGGAAUAGAAGCAACUAUCUUUUAAUAGUAAAUUUGCUUAGUAUAUUGAAGAUAAAGCCAUGCAAAUAUAUAAUGAAUAAAACAAUCAAAACAAAAGCUACUAUUAAAGAAAAUAGACAAGAAGUAAUUCAUAGAGAGGAUUAACUUUCCCUAUGAGAAAAUCUGAUCCGCCUCCAGAUAGCAAAAAUCUUAAUGGUAAAAAGUCUAUUUUAACAAUCUAAAAGGGAAGUGCCCUUCUUUCUAUUAGACGUAGAGGAACUGUCUAAGUGCCAGCUCUGUUAAGACCAAUUCAUCAUGAAAAGAUAGUUGAUUAAUCAAUUGUCAAGGAUUAUGUGGCUAAGAUGCCAGAAUGCAUAAAAGAAAAUAAACUUAAUGUCGAUGAACGAGUUUUUAGUAGAUAUCAAUAGUUAUUCAUGAAGAGUAAAAAGUAACUUGAAAUAGGUAUUCUCAAGGAAAAUAAAGAGCAAGAGAUCCUGAAUAAGAUAGCUUCCUUAUGCGAGGAAUAAGAAGAGGAUAGAUUGAGAAUAAGGAAUAAAAAGCAAUUUCAAUAGGUAAUGGGAUAGUAUAGAUUUUAUAGUAAAGUUACCAAAAACAAAUAUAAGAGAAGGUUUGGUAUUUUAGUAAAAGAUUAUCAGGAUUUUAAGGAUAAUUAUUUGGGUUUUUUACAAAAUGGAAAUAAAAACAGAAAAUCCAAAUCAUUAUAAUUUAGAAUGUUUUGA
Molecule: messenger RNA, 1227 nt
Organism: Stylonychia lemnae
Lineage: Eukaryota; Ciliophora; Spirotrichea; Sporadotrichida; Oxytrichidae
Source: the annotation of a GenBank genome assembly